CCGCUUCCCAGAGCGAUCGCAGCUCUGCAGCCCAGCGGCCGCCCCGCAUGCGAGGCGGCACAGCCAGCGCAAAAAAAAAAGUUACUCCUCCGAUCGCCGUCGCGCUAGUGGGCGGAGAAGAAAGCCGGACUUACAAACAAAAGCAAGAGAACGCUUAUUAUUAUUAUUGUUCUUUUUCUUGCAUUUUUCCCCCUGCAAAGAGAGGGGGAGGGAGAGUGCGUGAAACACAACCGUUAAUAAUAGCAACAACUUAGCUUCGCAGGAUUUUUUUUUCCAGUCCACUCACUCACUCUCUCUUGUUUUUUUCUUCAAGAAAAAACCCUCUCCUUUUUCUUUUGCCAGCGGGUUUCUGGCAAGAAGAAGAAAAGCUUGGCACCUCGCUCCUGCCGCCGCCUCGCUCCCUUCCGUACUUUGCUCCCCUUUUCUUUUUUUGCAUUGCAUUGCAGCCUUCCUGCAAGAGAGAAGGCAGGGGAGAGCGAGCAGCGCGUCGCCCUUCUCCCUGCGGUGUCGCUGGGUCCCUCCAGGACGUGGCUUAGCGGCGGCGAGGCGGAGACGAAAGAAAGUUUUAUUCGGGCUGGCUGGCACUCGGGAGGUUUGGACCCUGGAGUGAGGCGGCGAAGCAGGGACCCCCUCCUCCUCCUCCUCCACUACCUCCUCUGGGCUCCCUCUCCGUCGGGAGAGAGGAGACUCUUCCUCCCCCACCCCCAGCGCGAUGGCUGGCGAGCUGAGCAUCGGCCCCGACCUGCCCACUAGCCCUCUGGCCAUGGAGUACGUCAAUGACUUUGACCUGAUGAAGUUCGACGUGAAGAAGGAGCCCCUGGGCAGAGCGGAUCGCUCGGGCAGGCACUGCACGCGCCUCCAGCCGGCUGGAUCGGUCUCCUCCACCCCCAUCAGCACCCCUUGCAGCUCGGUGCCCUCUUCGCCCAGCUUCAGCCCGACCGAGCAGAAGACCCACCUGGAGGACCUCUACUGGAUGGCCAACAGUUACCCGCAGAUGAACCCCGAGGCCCUCAACCUCACCCCGGAGGACGCGGUGGAGGCCCUCAUCGGCUCCCACCAGGUGCCCCAGCAGCUCCAGAGCUUCGAGACUUUCCGGGCUGCGGCUGCCCACCACCACCACCAUCACCACCACCAGCAUCACCACCAUCAGUACCCCGGGGUGACCCACGAAGACCUGUCCGGCAACGGGCAUCCCCACCACCACCAUCACCCUCACCAUCACCAGCCGUCUCCCACCCCUUCCACUGCCUCCAGCUCCUCCCAGCAGCUCCAGAACACGCACCAACCUCACCCCUCCUCCUCCUCCUCCUCUUCCUCCUCUUCGUCUUCCAGUAGCGUGGAGGACCGGUUCUCCGAUGACCAGCUGGUCUCCAUGUCAGUGCGAGAGCUGAACCGGCACCUGAGGGGCUUCACCAAGGAUGAGGUGAUACGCCUCAAGCAGAAGAGGAGGACCUUGAAGAACAGAGGCUAUGCCCAAUCUUGCAGGUACAAGCGGGUCCAGCAGAAGCACCACCUGGAGAACGAGAAGACCCAACUCAUCCAGCAGGUGGAACAGCUCAAGCAAGAAGUGACCCGGCUGGCCAGAGAAAGAGACGCCUACAAGCUCAAGUGCGAGAAACUGGCCAGCAAUAGCUUCCGAGAGGCCGGAUCCACCAGUGACAACCCGUCUUCCCCGGAGUUCUUCAUAACUUUAACCUGGACUUUGCAGAGCGAACGGAUGGACACUGGACAAACCAUCUAGAUUACCUGCUUUGGAGUUCUUUUUAACAAAAAGGAAGAAGGAAGAAAGAAAGAAAAGAGAGAGAGAGGGAGCAUGCACAAUUUCUCUGCAAAAGGAGAGGACAAUAUAUGCAGACUCUUCAUAUAUUGCCUACCUUGAGAGAAGAGAGACAGAAUUCACAUGGGACAGUUUCUGUGCAAGGGGGGGAGGGAAGAGGGAGGGAAAGAAAAUGUAAAGGGAGAGGGAGAGAGAGAGAGAGAGAGAGAGAACCUCCUGGGUUUUAUUGCCUGCUUGGUUAUAUAGAAAAAAAUACGAAAAAAAUCUGCAUUAAAAAUAUUAAUCCUGCAUGCUGGACAUGUAUGGUAACUUCUAUUUUGUACCAUUUUCUUGUUUAAACUUUUCGCAUGUCGUUGGUCAUCGACCAUAGCUUCUUCUCUUUUUGCCCCCCUGUUCAUUUGUCUUCUUUCAUUGGGUAAGAAAAUGUCAUGAGUUAUAUAUAAAAAGUCCUCUUUCUACUGCUCAUGCAACUGUUUGUUCCUAUUUCUCUAAUUAUUGUUAAUUUUUUUUAUUAAAAAAAAAUCUGGGCUCCAUCCACCAUGAACCUCUCUUGUGCAUGCCCCACUGAAAUGAACAGAGGUUGUGUGCGAGAGUAGGUUUGGUGGAUUGGGCCCUCUGUUAGCUUGUAAAUAUCAGCCACAUCAACCCACACUGGGCAAAACACAAGAACAUUUCAGCAGGCUGGUUUUCAGUGGUUUUGGUCAUUCUUAAACUAAACUAAUCUUGUGUGUGGGUGGGGGGGUGAGAUUUCUGGGCAUUUUGCAUUCAGAAAAUAACUUUGUACAUUUGGUGCACUUUUAAGAGCUGUUACUUCUUUUUUAAAGUUUAGUUUUCAUUUUGGUUUUUGUUGGGGCAAAAAGUCAUACAGUAUAGCCAACUUUUGAACAUCCCAAUGUUAAGUAUACUUGGAAGUCAACUUCUGUGAAAAUUAGGAGAGUUGAUGAGUUCAUGUGAUUAUAAAGAAAUUAAGUUCCACUAAAGUAAAUUAAAGUGAACUUUCAAGGAAUUAUUUUUUGGGAAAGGUGUCCUUCAGAAAGCAAUUUUUAAAAAAUCUGUAACCCAGGAAGAAUAAUAUUUAAAGUGGCAGUACAUGAAUUUGCUGAGGUUUAACUGCAACCCAUCAUUCCAUGUGCCUAUUCCCUUUGGGCUACCUGAUUUUAUCAUACACUCAGGAAAAUAAAAUCAAUUAGAACUGGCUGUUACUUUUUGCCUCUUCUCUUCCCCUCACCCCAGUAAGAAUUAGUCACCUCUUAGUCAAGUCCAUUUCAGUAGCUGAGACCUGAGCAACUCAAUUACUGUAUUUAGGUUCUGAUUGGAGCUAAGUUGGUCAGUGUUAAGAGUAUGAAUAAAUUCUGAAUACAUAAUAAACAGCUCUGCAUUUUUAAAAAAGAAAAUUGUUUUGAAGACACAGACUUCACUUUUUCAAGAGUAUUCUUUUGCAAUGUUUAAUCUGCUUCUUCAUGCAGCCAGUGAGAGUUUAGCCAAAUUUUCUAGCAACUACUAAUAGUUAAUAGUUUUGAGUCUUAUGGGUGUUCUAUUAUAAUUUUUUUUCCUUGUUUGUGUUUUUCCUGUUUUGUUUUUAUUUUCCCUCUUCCUCCUGCAGGUCAGUAAAAGGAUUUUACGUUGCACUGACAAAAAUACCAAAAUGAAAACCUUUAUUUUUUAGUUUCCUUUUAGGGAUUGCUGGCACUGCUGGCCGGAUGCAUUUUAAGUUUGUAUUAGUUUAUAAAUUAACAGUAAUACCAAGAAUCGUGAUAAAUGAAAAGCAUGGUGCUUGCCGUUCUAAAUAUUGUGGAUAUUAAUAGUCAUGCAUCAGAAAAAUACCCCCUGAGCUUUUGGGUUUUUACGGAUUCAACUGUGUUGAAGUCGCAAUAUUGCAACUGCAGAAACAAAAAAAAAUUAUACUGUUUUUAUUUCAUGUAAACAUUCUGAAGGGAUCAAUUUCAAAUCCUGCUUAUGAUAUGAAAAAAAUAUUAAAACACCUCUUGGUCUUAUUGUAGUUGUA
Messenger RNA from Pogona vitticeps (central bearded dragon), 3782 nucleotides. Lineage: Eukaryota; Metazoa; Chordata; Lepidosauria; Squamata; Agamidae. The record is from RefSeq and is a predicted model, not a curated record.